Molecule: messenger RNA, 1920 nt
Organism: Spinacia oleracea (spinach)
Lineage: Eukaryota; Viridiplantae; Streptophyta; Magnoliopsida; Caryophyllales; Amaranthaceae
Product: isocitrate dehydrogenase [NADP]
Exons: 15
Coding region: 214-1638 (474 amino acids)
Biological process (GO): isocitrate metabolic process; NADP+ metabolic process
Cellular component (GO): mitochondrion
Molecular function (GO): isocitrate dehydrogenase (NADP+) activity; magnesium ion binding; NAD binding
Source: RefSeq, a predicted model, not a curated record
AAACACUCGCGCGGCAACAUUUGCAAGAACCAGGCCCGUCUCUCCACACAUCCCGCAGAACUGACCACCGCAACUGAGCAAAGUACCGUCGUCACUCGUCAGUAGCAGGCUAACACUCUCAACCAGCCGCCGAUUCAAAGCACCUCAUUUUCAUUCCUCCUCUCUCCCUGGCAACUAGCAACCACAGUGGCCGCGAUUUUUAAGGCGGCGAAAAUGUUCGGAAUUCGAAUAAGGGCCACCCCUGGCUCGGCGAUUCUGCAAUCAUCUUCUUCUAGUUUUUACUCUUCUUCCAAAUCCAUGUUAUUCAACAAGGUUGCCGCUCCCAAAAACGUCAGUUUCCGACGCUUCAAUUUCUCUUCCCUCCGCUGCUUUUCUUCUUCGGCUAUGGCGACCGCCUCUGUCGAACGUAUUAAAGUCCAUAACCCUAUCGUUGAAAUGGAUGGUGAUGAAAUGACGAGAAUUAUAUGGAAAAUGAUUAAAGAUAAGCUUAUAGUUCCAUUCCUGGAUUUGGAUAUUAAAUACUAUGAUCUGGGAGUUCUCAAUCGCGAUGCAACUGAUGACAGGGUUACUGUUGAAAGUGCAGAGGCGACUCUCAAGUAUAACGUCGCAGUCAAAUGUGCCACAAUAACACCUGAUGAAACAAGAGUUAAAGAAUUUGGGCUGAAGUCCAUGUGGAGAAGUCCCAAUGGAACUAUCAGAAACAUAUUGGAUGGGACUGUUUUUCGCGAGCCAAUUAUGUGUAAGAACAUUCCUAGGAUUGUUUCUGGCUGGAAAAAGCCCAUUUGUAUUGGUAGACAUGCUUUUGGUGAUCAAUAUCGAGCCACUGAUACACUCAUCCAAGGCCCUGGAAAGCUUAAAUUGGUAUUUGUCCCAGAAGACGGAGUGAAUCCUGUGGAACUUGAUGUCCAUGACUUUAAAGGUCCUGGAGUCGCAUUGGCGAUGUAUAAUGUUGACUCGUCCAUCCGAGCUUUUGCUGAAUCAUCAAUGUCAUUGGCCUUUGCAAAGAAGUGGCCGCUUUAUUUAAGUACCAAAAAUACUAUUCUCAAGAAGUAUGAUGGCAGGUUCAAAGAUAUAUUUCAGGAGGUAUAUGAAGAGAAGUGGAAGCCGAAAUUUGAAGAACACUCGAUAUGGUACGAGCAUCGCUUGAUUGAUGAUAUGGUUGCUUAUGCAUUAAAAAGUGAAGGUGGAUAUGUUUGGGCAUGUAAGAACUAUGAUGGAGAUGUUCAGAGCGAUUUACUUGCACAAGGUUUCGGUUCUUUGGGUUUAAUGACAUCUGUGCUGUUGUCUUCUGAUGGCAAAACUUUAGAAGCGGAGGCUGCUCAUGGGACUGUGACAAGACACUUCCGUUUGCACCAGAAAGGUCAAGAAACCAGCACCAAUAGUAUUGCUUCUAUAUUUGCAUGGUCGCGUGGACUGGAACAUAGAGCAAAGCUUGAUGGAAAUCAGAGUUUGCUAAACUUUGUUCAAAUAUUGGAAAGUGCCUGCAUAGAGACGGUUGAAUCAGGGAAAAUGACUAAAGAUCUGGCUCUAUUAGUUCAUGGGGCAAAGGUUACUAGAGAGAAGUACCUAAAUACUGAAGACUUCAUUGAUUCUGUUGCUCAGAAUCUUAUUGCAAAUAUCGGAGAAUCGUCGCAUUAGAUACUGCAUUUUGGCUGAAUUGGGACAAUCACACUAUAGCAAGAGGCCAUAGCUGUUCAGUUUUAUGGCACUUGAAUUUUCUCUGUGAAAACAUUUAAUUGCAAUAAGUAGUCAUAGUGUGAGAAUAAUUUUGGUUAAAGUAAUCUUUUUCUUCUGAUAGCAUAAGUUAUGUAUGGUAAUUAAGUUAGAUUCCUUGGACAGACAUUGCAUGGAGUAGUUGGUCGAGUUUAUUCAUAUGGUUGCAGAAAAGGAAGGGCAAUAUUGCUCAUGAUUUGUCUAAAA